AUGAGUACCCUCGGCUUUGACCCUUACUACUCCUCCUCCUCCUACCGCCGCUGGUAUGUGGAGGGAGCCCCCCGAGGGGUGGUGACCAGGGGGAGGUCACGCUCGGCCUACUCAAUCCACACCUCUCCCCUGUCCUCUGUGAGCUCCCGUUUGCAGUACUCCUCUCCUGGACGGGCUCUGCAUUCAUCCCCGGCUUCCUCCUCCUCCGUGGAACUGGAGCUGAGCCAGGCGGCCCAGGUGAGCUCUGAGUUCCGCACGGUAAGGACCCAGGAGAGGGCUCAGAUGCAGGAGCUCAAUGACCGCUUCGCCGGCUUCAUCGACCGCGUGCGGGAGCUAGAGCAGCAGAACCGUGCGCUGGAGGCUGAGCUGAUGCUGCUGAGGCAGAGGCAUGGGGAGCCUUCCCGUCUGAGGGCCCUGUAUGAGCAGGAGGCGCGGGCUCUGAGGGCUGCCGUGGAGGAGGCGCGUGGGGAGCAGCAGGCCGCCCUGGGGCAGAGGGAACGUCUGGGGCAAGCCCUGAGCGCCCUGCAGGCCCGCUACGAGGAGGAGGUGGUGGCUCGCGAGGACGCGGAGGGAAGGCUGCUGGAUGCGCGGCGUGGUGCCGACCAGGCCACCCUGGCCAGGACCGAGCUGGAGAAGAGGGUGGAAACCCUGCUGGACGAGCUGGCCUUCCUCAAGAGGCUCCACGAGGGGGAGGUGGUGGAGCUCCAGGCCCAGGCCCAGCUGGGGGCCCAGGUGGCUGUGGAGAUGGAGGCAACCACGCCGGACCUGUCCGGGGCUCUGAGGGACAUCCGAGCCCAGUACGAGAGGCUGGCAGCCAAGAACAUGCAGUCUGCUGAGGAGUGGUUCCGUGGGAAGGUGGGCUCCCUGACGGAGAGCGUGGCCCAGCACAGCGAUGCAGUGAGGAGCUCCAGGGACGAGGCUGGGGAGUACCGCCGGCAGCUCCAGUCCCGCCUGCUGGAGAUCGAUGCCUGCAGGGGUCUCAAUGAGUCUCUGGAGAAACAGUUGCAUGACAUGGAGGACAAGCAGAGUGCUGAGAUCAAUGGCAUGCAGGAUACUAUUGGCCAGCUGGAGAAUGAGCUGGGAGCCACAAAGCAGGAGAUGGCUCGCUACCUGAAGGAUUACCAGGACCUGCUGAAUGUUAAGAUGGCCCUUGACAUCGAGAUCGCUGCGUACAGGAAGCUGCUGGAGGGGGAGGAGUCUCGUUUCAGUGGGGGCGUGUCCGGGGGUAUGUCCAGUGUCUACGGCCACACCCUGUCGGCCACACCCUCCUUUGGCCGCUCUAUGUUCUCCAUGCAGGCCAGCCUAAGCUCUGGCGCCCCCUACCUGAUGACUUCACGCUUCCUCAGCUCCUCAUUCACCUCUGGAGAUGACGUCAUCUCUGCCAGCCUGGCCCAGCAGGACUCUGCCAGCCUACCACAGGAGGAGAAAGAGGAGGAGGAAGAGGAGGAGAAGGAGGAGGAGGAAGAGAAGGAAGAGGAGGGAGAGGAGAAGGAGGAAGAGGGUGGAGAGGAGAAGGAGGAAGAGGGUGGAGAGGAGAAGGAGGAAAAGGGAGAGGAGAAGGAGGAAGAUGGAGAUGAGGGAGGCGAGAAGGAAGAAACUGCAAAGGAGGACGGAGAGAAAAAGGAAGAUAAGGACAAGGGUGGGGAGCAGGAGGGAAAGGAAGGCGAGGAAGAGGAGGGGGGAAAGAAAGAGGGGGGAGAUGAUAAAGAAGGGGGUGAUAAAGAGGAAGAGGAUCAAGCUGAAGCUAAAAGUGAGGAGAAAAAAGAUGACAAAGCAGACACCAAAGAAGAGAAAGAUGAACCAGAGAUAUCCAAGACCGUGGGAAAGAGUGAAAAACCUGCCGAAGAGAAGAAAGACCAAUCUGAAAAACCAAAGGCUAAAAAGUAAGUUUGUGGCCCAAGACUCCACAAGCCAGAAGACAGUCUAAUAAAAACCCCAGCUCGACAAACAGCAGAAAUACACAAGAUUAAUGACUUCAGUGUGCUUGUUAACAAGGUGCUCAAUACAAUACAUAUUUUAGUGCACUACUGCAUAAAAUCAC
Salvelinus namaycush (lake trout) is the source of this 2041-nucleotide messenger RNA. RefSeq names its product neurofilament light polypeptide-like. The transcript is spliced from 4 exons. Gene Ontology annotation, biological process: neurofilament bundle assembly. The coding region runs from base 1 to 1887 and encodes 628 amino acids. Gene Ontology annotation, molecular function: structural constituent of postsynaptic intermediate filament cytoskeleton. NCBI's taxonomy places the organism in Eukaryota, Metazoa, Chordata, Actinopteri, Salmoniformes, Salmonidae. The record is from RefSeq and is a predicted model, not a curated record. Gene Ontology annotation, cellular component: cytoplasm; axon; intermediate filament.